UCCUGUUCGUCUUCACUGGAAAAAUGUCUCGAAGCCAGAUUUAUUACUCGGACAGGUACAGUGACGACCAUUACGAAUACAGGCAUGUCGUUCUACCUCGGGAAAUGGCUAAGCAUGUCCCAAAAUCCCACUUGAUGUCUGAAGAUGAGUGGAGACAGCUGGGAGUGCAGCAGUCCAAAGGUUGGAUCCACUACAUGAUACACGAACCAGAGCCUCAUAUCCUACUGUUUAGAAGACCUCUACCAAAACACUGACCCAAUCCUACCACUUCUCAUUGGGAAGUCAUACUGUGAAUGAUGGUUACCCUUCCGCUGCUUAAACAGUUAAAACAGCAAAAAUUACAAUAUUCUUACAAUAUUCUUUGUAAUUUUCCUUGUGUUUCAGGGACUUUGUAUGUUACCCCCUAGAAGAAUGCUUAAAGAAUUGUGCUACUGUCAUACAGUUUUUUUUAAUACAUUUUCUUUGCUUACAGCAUUUUCCCCUUUCGGUUGUAGUUUUUGUUUUGGACACAUGAGGGUGCUAUUAUCUUGUUUAAAAUUCAAAUGGAAACAUCUUAAACAACUUCUUAAGCAGAGGUAUUGUCCAAGUCAACUGCAUUUCUUUUUCCCAGAUGUACUUUAGCUAAAUACAAAGUUUCUAAUGUGAAAAACAACAAUAAAGCCUCCCCACAAAGUA
Messenger RNA from Gambusia affinis (western mosquitofish), 675 nucleotides. Its product is annotated as Cyclin-dependent kinases regulatory subunit 2-like. Gene Ontology annotation, cellular component: cyclin-dependent protein kinase holoenzyme complex; SCF ubiquitin ligase complex. NCBI's taxonomy places the organism in Eukaryota, Metazoa, Chordata, Actinopteri, Cyprinodontiformes, Poeciliidae. The transcript has 4 exons. The coding region runs from base 24 to 254 and encodes 76 amino acids. Gene Ontology annotation, biological process: regulation of mitotic cell cycle. The record is from RefSeq and is a predicted model, not a curated record. Gene Ontology annotation, molecular function: histone binding; cyclin-dependent protein serine/threonine kinase activator activity; protein kinase binding.